GAGCUUUUCAACCUCCGCCACGCGCAGCUGAGAAACUGCGUUGAGCGUAUAUUUGGUAUUGUAAAGAAGCGCUUUGAGUACGUCCGUGUUGGUCCGUACCCAGGGCGCUCUAUACUCGACCAAAAGCGUAUUCUUAUGGCGUGUUUUGUCCUCCAUAACUACAUUCUUGCGCACGGCGAACAACCACUCUCUACAGAGCCGCAGUUGCUACAAUCGGACGGCUAUAUCGGCAACGACGAUGUCUCUGGUAUAGAGUAUAAAGCACCGGGUUUCGAGGAGGACGAAGGAAUGUUAAAGUUCCGAGAUGAGAUAGCGGAGGAUAUGUAG
Messenger RNA from Sphaerulina musiva SO2202, 327 nucleotides. RefSeq lists its product as uncharacterized. The transcript has a single exon. The annotation marks the transcript as partial. The record is from RefSeq and is a predicted model, not a curated record. NCBI's taxonomy places the organism in Eukaryota, Fungi, Ascomycota, Dothideomycetes, Mycosphaerellales, Mycosphaerellaceae.